GUGAGUAAACAAGCAUGGCCGCGCCGAGGAGAAAAUUCACCAUGGACGACAAGCGCAGACUGCUGGAAAUGUAUGACCAGCUUCCCCGAAUGAGCCAGAAGAAAGCGGCGAGUCGCCUGAACAUCACCCAGUCUUUGUUGUGGACACUUCUGCGAAACAGGAGCCUCAUAAUGAGGGGCGACCAGCACGUCCGCUGCGGUAAAGUACCGAGGCUGGAGGCCGCGCUGUGGCGCUGGAUCGACGUCUCGAGGAGGCAGGGCGCUCCGGUAACCGACUUGAUGAUCCACAGGAAGGCGAUGGAUCUGGCUGUGCGUAUGGGGGUGAUGCACUUUAGGGCGAGUCCGACGUGGUACAGCGGCUUUAAGAGACGAGAAAGCACGGUGAGGGAGAGGUACCACAUCUACCCGGACGAUGCGGACUGCAUGGAGGGACCAAAGUCGGACAAUGGGGAUCGACCUGCCGCUGGAAGCGCUGGAAGCCUCGAGCACCAACAGACCGAAGGGUGGGAAAGAGACGCCAAAGUAGCCCAGCGGGCUGAGGACCGUUUGGAGCAGAAUGAGCCUCCUCUAGUAAAACGUGAGCCCACCGAGCCCACCGUGGUCAUGGCUGAAAUCAAUGGAGGCAUGCAGACCAUCACCGUGCCAUCGCUUUACCAGAUGAAGGAGGCUAUGAAGACAUUAGCUACGGGCUUGUUGUACAGGGGAUUCUCAGACUUUAAGCUGCUUCACCAGUUCGAGAAGGAGGUGGCUAAUGUUGUGAAGAGAUCCAUGGCUCAGGGAAGCCAAGACAGUUUCCUGGCCUGAUUGAAUGGGACCCUGUUGACAACUUUGCAUUAGUGGCUUUAUGUAGCUUAGUACAGCACUUCUCAUGUGAAGUGCAAGCACUACUGGAUGGUAGGGAUGUAACAAUACACAUCCUGAAAUUCAAAUUCAUCAAUUUUCAAUUCUAAGGUCAAUAUUCGAUUCGUUUUUCGAUGUUUUAUGUGUUAAAAAUGUCUUAAGUUCCACUGAGAACUCCGUAGAAUUUUGGUGCCUGCCAUGAUAACCCUCUAAUAAAAUAAACCCCAAAAAUCAUGGCCCCUAGAAUUUAUAAGCGAUUUUACCAAGCUAAAACAAAUAAACAAACAAAAACAUUGUUUAAAAAACUUGAAAUCCAGUAUACAUUCAAACUUGCAGCCCCCAACAGUCUUUUGCUGGAAUGUACACGUUUAUGAAUGCCAUGAAUGUUCCAUUAUGCAGGAUGUAACAUCCUCAGCAUGAACAAAUAACGUUAACAGCUCCUUCAUUUCUGAAUCAUAUGCAAAGUACACUCAUGCUGUAUUUUUCACUUUCAAAAUCUGGAAACAAAAUCACAGAAACAGUUCGUGUUACUGGCCAUGCUGUGUCGCUUUUGUGCAAGUCAUUUUUGCUGCUUCUUGAAAGCAGUGCUACUAGAAUAAUGUAUAAAAAGGGGCAGCACCGAUAUGGGAAUUAUGAGCUGAUGCUGAUGGCUGAUAUUUUUCAUGUGCAUGUCUGGAAAAUGUAGAAACCGGUACUAGAUCCAAAUGAAUUAGCAUUAAAGGGAAAUGUAACAUGGAUAAAUUCAGUAAAAUUAAUAAAGUGCAGACACUUUACCACUCUAGCCCAGUGCAACCGAAACAUUCCACUUUUCUGGAGGAUAAAAAUACAUCAUUAAAUAUCAGUCAAAUCUAAACAUUUGUUCUAUUCCAAUAUAUAUUUUAGGGCAAAUAUCUGCCGAUGCAAAUGCGAUUUCGAUGUUAUCAUGCAUCCCUAGUAAAAUAAAUACAUUCCUGUGAUGGUUUUCACUCGCGAAAACUGAAAACUCACCACUGUCAGAGCUAGAGGCUCAGGAACAUUCCACUUUUGCGUCUGUAAUCAAGACCUUGUAGUAUUGACUUCUGUUCAGACAAGUCCUCCCAGUAAAUUCCAGUGAGUUAGUUCUCGGGAAUCGCUGAGUCAGUCUCACUAGGGCUUUUGACUCCAGCUUAAAUUCACACUAACCCCAUCUCAUUUAAUUACCAUUAAAUUACCAUGUAAAAUUGAAUGUGUAAAAGGGACUCAAGUCAUUUGAGACAUGGUUGAGUGUUAAGUAUACACCACUCCCCCUCCUCCCUCCCACUUUACUUCAGUAGGGAUGCCUUGUUUUGAUCACUGACUAGUUUCUACAAAAGAUGGCAAAGAAAAUACUGAGAAGAUUGAGGGAUGUUCACCAUGUUCAUUUUAAUUUUUCAAAACUGUUGUAAACUCUGCAUUCUUAUUGGUUGGAUUUGUGAAUAGUAUCCUUUUUCUGAUGUAAACACUCUUCUGAUGGAGGAACAUAUUGCCAGUAUUUUUGGUAACGGGUGCCUGCUGAACUACAAAGGCCUCCUUGGUAUUUAUGUGCUAAAAGAUGGACUCAAAGUUGUAAUUAACACUACAUAGGUUUAUGUUAUGACAGACCUUUAACAAGUCAUCCAUUGAUGUUUAAGUUACCAAGUUACUGUUUUGGGCACUGUUUGUUUUAGCAGAUUCCUCACAAAAAUGAAAUAACAAGCAAAACUGCAGCAAAGAACUUGUAGGCCAGUGUGAAGUAAUGUUUUGAUGUACAUAUUUGCAGAAAUGCUUUCUCAUAUGGCCACAUGAGGUCAAUGUUGGCCACCAUUUCAAUGAAUUUUCAAAUGUUCCAGUCUGUCAGGGAUGGAAAUGUACACAAACGUCUUUGUAAAUUUUCUUUUUAGACUUGGCUAGUUCUACUGAAUGUCGGUCAUCUAUUCUCAUGUGCAUUAUGUUAAUGUUUCGUUUUUUUCUUUUAAAUUUUUUUUUAGCAUUGCAAUUUUUGAAAAUAGUUUGUAAUGAACUGUAAAAGUGUUGGGUUCACAAGCUUUAGUUGCACAUAUUGUGCCUUUGUGCCUCACUGAGUGCCAUGAUAUGGACAAAACAUCCUAUUGCUGCAUAUUGUUUCAAUGUGAUAUUGUGAAGAUCUGCAUAAAAUAUGAAUGUUAAUUUUUCA
Colossoma macropomum (tambaqui) is the source of this 2988-nucleotide messenger RNA. RefSeq lists its product as uncharacterized. The record is from RefSeq and is a predicted model, not a curated record. The transcript has a single exon. The coding region runs from base 15 to 803 and encodes 262 amino acids. NCBI's taxonomy places the organism in Eukaryota, Metazoa, Chordata, Actinopteri, Characiformes, Serrasalmidae.